AUGACCGGAGAAUUUUGGGCGGAUGUAAUAGACGAUUAUGAAAAAUUAUUUGAUACAGAAGAAGGAUAUGAUACAAUCUUUUAUGUUGGUGAAAAUGGAAAUGUGGUUCAUGCUCAUUCAGUAAUAUUACGUAUUAGAUCUCAAUAUUUUCGAACAGCUUUUUCAAAUAAAAGGGUUGAUAAAAAUAAUGGAAUGUUUAUAUUCAGUAAACGUAACAUUGAUCUUCAAGUGUUUAAAAUUAUUCUAAAAUUUAUUUAUUGUGGAAAUGUUAAAUUGACCGAUUUACAAGGAUCUGAAAUUCUAAAAAUAAUUAUUGGAUCAGAAGAAUUUAACGUUCAACAAUUAAUUAAUUACGCUAAAAAAUUCUUAAAUGAGAAUAAAUUAAAAUUUUUAGUAUCUCAACCAAUAGAAAUCUUUAAAAUAAUUCAUAAAAAUUCUUCAUUAUUCACAAAAUUAUGGGAUGAUUAUCUUGAAAUUAUUUGUGUGAAACCGGAAAUUAUAUUCUCAUCAAAAAAAUUUCCUUCAAUAGAUGAAUCAUUAUUAAAAGAUUUAUUAAAAUGUAAAGCUUAUAAAAUAGAAGAAUCAAAAAUUUGGGAAAAUGUAUUAAAAUGGGGAAUUUCUAAACAUCCAACAUUCGAUCAAAAUAUUAAUAAUUUAAAUAAGGAACAACUUAAGAUAUUGAAAGUAACAUUAAAUGAUAUAAUUCCUUUAAUUGAAUUUGAUUAUUUUGAUUCAACAGAUGUUUAUCAAAAGGUAUUACCUUAUAAAAAAUUAUUAUCAAAAGACAUGAUUAAUUAUUUAUUGAAGAAAUUCUUGGAUAAAAGUAAUUCUAUUAGAUGUUGUCACAGAACAAGAUAUCAUAAAGUCAGCCCUUCAAUCAUGCUUACGCCUUAUCAUUGCGCUGUGUUUGCUAAUUGGAUAGACAAGGAAUCUAAUUCACAUUAUAAGAUACAUAACAAUCCCUACAAAUUCAAAUUAUUGAUUAGUAAACAUGUUGAUAAAGGUAUGAAUUUAUUCCCGGUAUUUCAAUCAGCUUUGAGUAGAGCUAAAGCUACUUUGAUUGUAGCUAGGAUUAAGGAUUCGGAUAAAUUAGUUGGAGGUUAUAAUCCAAAUGGAUUUAGUAGACAAAAAUCAAAUAAAUUUGCAAGAGAUAGUUUUCUAUUCUAUUUUGGAGACAAAGAUGAAGUUAAAUCUGGGAGAUGUGGUUAUGUUAGUCAACCUGAGAAUGCCGUAUAUUAUAAUGAAAGAUUGGAACCGGCAUUUGGAAAUGGUCCUGAUUUAUUAUGUAAGAAUGAUGGUAAUUGGACAAGUAAACCAACCUCUUAUCCUUCAAUUGGUAUUCCAAGUAAUUUUGAAAUAUUACAUUAUGAAGCAUUUCAGGUUAUUAAAGAUUGUGAAAUUAGUAAUGUAUAA
Messenger RNA from Rhizophagus irregularis DAOM 181602=DAOM 197198, 1413 nucleotides. RefSeq lists its product as uncharacterized. NCBI's taxonomy places the organism in Eukaryota, Fungi, Glomeromycota, Glomeromycetes, Glomerales, Glomeraceae. The record is from RefSeq and is a predicted model, not a curated record.